Messenger RNA from Plasmopara halstedii, 1923 nucleotides. Its product is annotated as retrotransposon nucleocapsid protein. The record is from RefSeq and is a predicted model, not a curated record. The coding region runs from base 1 to 1923 and encodes 640 amino acids. The transcript has a single exon. NCBI's taxonomy places the organism in Eukaryota, Oomycota, Peronosporomycetes, Peronosporales, Peronosporaceae. Gene Ontology annotation, molecular function: nucleic acid binding. Gene Ontology annotation, biological process: DNA integration.
AUGGACGCCUCAAACUUCGCAAUUGGGGGAGUCUUAUUUCAAAAGGAGGGAGAGUUAGAACAUCCAAUAGCCUUUACGGGCAGAAAAAUGAAACCAGCAGAGCUGAACUACCUAGUUCGCGAACAGGAACUACUCGCUAUUAUGCAGGCGUUGAAGCGAUGGCGCGUGUAUCUUCUCGACAAGCCAUUCCUGGUGGAAACAGAUCACAAGAGUAUUGAGAUGAUCCUCACGCAGAAGACGACGAAUCGACGCAUUGCGCGGUGGUUUAACGAACUCGCUGAGUUUCAGCCUCUUUUCAAGUGGAUUUCAGGAGAGACGAAUGUAGUCGCAGAUGCGUUGUCGAGAAAUCCUGAGUUCGAGCAUAAGGCUGCACAAGUGAGCCUGAAGGAACUUCUUGAUACAGCUCAAAACCGUGAAAUUGUGGCAACCAUGGUCGAGAACAAUAUGACCGUGGCACAGUCCGCAGUAAAGAUGUAUUCGUGGAACAAGGACUUGCAGGGAAUUGUCAAGAAGCUAAAGCUAGGAGAAAAGGUUCCGCAUUACUCACUAGAUCAUGGCGUGCUGUACUGUCAGACGCGUGAAGAUGACAGUCCUAGACUGUAUAUUCCAGAUGACGAAGAUCUGAAGAAUCGAGUCAUUUGUGAGAACCACGAUGCAGUCACGGCUGGCCACCCAGUGUAUUACAAGACCUAUGUCGCAGUACUUAAGAAGUACUACUGGCCGAAGAUGAUGAAGUAUAUCCAGCGCUAUGUGAACACUUGUGAAAUGUGUCAGCGCAACAAGGCGAGGCAGGCGAAGAUCCCAGGAUUGCUUCAACCGCUGGAGAUACCACGGGGUAGAUGGGUCGACAUUUCGAUGGAUUUCGUUGUGUCUCUACCUCCCAGCAAGGAUGACUGUGAUGCCAUCAUGGUCAUCGUGGAUCGAUUGACCAAGCGUGCAAAGUUUAUUGCAACGCAGACGACAGACAGCGCAGAGGAUAUUGCGAAUGUUUUCAUGAAGAGUUAUGUAAAAGAUCAUGGCCUUCCGAAAACAAUUUUGUCUGAUCGUGACUCCAAAUUUACGUCCAAGUUUUGGCAGGCAGUUAUCACUGCUAUGGGAACGCAGCAUAUCCUUUCAUCGGCAUUCAGACCACAGACGGAUGGACAAACGGAACGUACAAACCGUUUUAUCGGAGAUUAUCUCCGAGGAGUCAUCAACCCAGCCCAAAAUGAUUGGGAUGAGUUUCUUCAUUGGGCAGAGUUCGCGUAUAAUCGACGCGUGCAUGCUACGAUUGGUAUGUCACCGUUUGAAGCGGAUCUUGGGUAUAUUCCAUACAUGCCCGACGAUGUAGUGUCAGAUCCAGAGUUCAAGAAGUUGGAGAAAGCAGCAAGAGAGUUCUUACUCCGACAAGAAGCCUUCCUCAAGGUCGCGCAAGACCGUAUGAGUGAAGCACAGGAGCGCAUGAAGCAUUAUUACGACAAGAACAGAUUUGUCCAAGACUUCAAGAUUGGCGACAUGGUGCUACUAGACGGAAAGAAUUUGGAUAUCCGUCACAAGGGGUACGCACAGUCGAAGAAGUUAGCUCCGAGGUUCAUUGGACCUUUUCUGGUCCAGAAGAAGGUAUCUCGAGACUCGUAUGAGUUGGGAUUAUCGAAGAACCUGAAGUUGCAUCCAGUUUUCCAUACUUCACUGUUGAAAACGUACCGCAAAGAUCCAAAGCGCAGGCAGCAGGUGAACAAGGUUGUGUUAGCCGACGGAACUGAAGGGCAACUGAUCGAAGCCGUGAUCAACCACCGCAAGUACAAGGGCAAACCGCAGUACAAGAUUUGGUGGCUAGGCGAGACCAAGAAAGAGGCCACGCGGGAACCUGUUGAGAAUCAAAAACAAAUCCCUGGUCUCAUUGACCUCUAUUGGAAGUCCAAGAAGAGAGAGAACCCUUUUUAG